ACCAAGUUAAUGUAAAUGGGCCAAGAGUUGUUUUCUACAUGGGCCUUAGAUAAAACAAUGGGCCUAAUAAGGGACGGAGGAGACUUUAAGUAGAGAGCCUGUUUCUCUUUAGCAUGCCAACGGAAUCCCCGGCCUGAGAAUUCCAGUCAUAUUAUAAAGCGGGAGGUCGCCGGCAGCCGUAGCGGCACCGAUAUGGCGACGUCUCACGGCAUCAAACUCGCCGUUUAUCUCAUCUCCUCCUUCUUCGGAGAUCUCAACGCUAAAGUAUGCGAGUGUCUGUUGAGGAGAGGAACCCUAACAUUAGCGCAGAUUAUGCAAUUCACUGAGCUCAGCUCACCUAAUGCAAGGAAGUGUCUUCUGGUUCUGAUUCAUCAUAACUGUGUUCAAGCAUUUAAUGUUCAGCAAGAAGGUACAUUUGGGACUGCACCCAGAAUUGUAACUCACUACAUGGCAUUAUUUGACUAUAUAAUCCAUAGAAUCAGGCUUCCUAAGUUUAUGGAGAUCGUGACCAAGGAGUUUGAUAAAGAAUGUGAUCAGAUAUUUGAAGGCCUGGUUCAGCACGGAAGGCUUUCUCUCCAACAAAUCCUUGAUAGGCACGGGGCGACUGCAAAAAAAGGAAAAUCUGGUGCAGAUGCUGCACUAGAUAGAUUCAAACGCCUUGUUUCAGCUCGAUUUGUGGAGCGUUGUCCAGCCCCUGAACCAUUUAUUGCACCACCUACUGAGGAUGAGAAAGCUGCAGCAAAGAAAAAAGGCAGAAAAGCUGCCCAGAUGGACGAAAAGACAAUAGAGAUCCAGGCUUUAGAAGCAGCAGCUCCCAUGGAAUCGUUAAGGUUCUCAAUUGAAAUGGAGUCCUUGAAUGAUGAUGCUUCUGAAAAGACCAAAGAAAUGGCAAUUGGAGAGAAGCGAAAGAAAGAUGAGAAAGAACUGUUGGCGAAAGAUGAAAACCAAGUUCUUUGGCGUGUUAACGUCGAAGAAUUUUUGCGCCGCUUAAGGAACAAGGCUUGCGUUGCAAAUGUGAAAGCACGCCUUAAUGAUGAAGCUGCUAUUGUUCUCGAUGCAAUCCUGGAACUGAGUAAAAGCUCUGAGACCAAAGUAAAAGUUGAUCAUUCAGCCCCAGUUUCCAUCGAUUCCAUUUAUGAUGCUGUGAUAACGAAAGAAGGUGGUAUUGGCAUGGAUUUGGAACGUAUUAGAAGCUCCCUUGCCCAGCUGGGAUGUGAAGUUCCUUUGGUCCCGCUAGAUGAAUCAUAUAGCAUUGACCUGAAGAACAUUAUUGAAAUGGCAAAGAUUGAAGAGGUGGAGCCGAUUGUGUGGAGACGGUAUGGAAAGGAGGCCUAUAGGAUGUUCAGGCUACUAUCACAGUCUGGUCGACUCAUGCCUACGGAUGAGAUUUCAGAUUCCACAUUUGUCGAAAAGAAAGAUGCAGUAAGGAUUCUACUUGGACUGUGGAAGGAUGACUACUUGGAGAUGAGGAAAGUACUUUUGCGGGGAAAUAAUCAAACAGAACUAAUGUUGUGGAGAGUGAAUAAAGAGUCGCUUUGGAAACAGGUUCUGGAUGAAUUGUAUCACGCGGCAUUGAAUUUGAGAAUUAGAAUCAUACAUGAGCAAGAACUAGAUCAUCAGGUUGUAGGGGAACUGAGGACAAGUAACAGAGGCGAUCCAAAACAGAGAAGGCUUAAACUGGAGUCUGCCUUUUUUAAUCUUGAUGAUGUUAUCAUGAUCUUUCAUGACUUUUAGGCUCACAAACUCCUCCUCCUCCUUCACUUACCCACCACUCCAUUUUUAACCUCUAACAUGUUUUCUUUUCUUUUUUUUUAAAUUACUUUUCUCUCCCAACCCUUCUGAAUUCAAUGAAUUGUUUAUUCUUAU
Molecule: messenger RNA, 1866 nt
Organism: Cuscuta campestris
Lineage: Eukaryota; Viridiplantae; Streptophyta; Magnoliopsida; Solanales; Convolvulaceae
Source: the annotation of a GenBank genome assembly